UCAAAUCUUCCUCAGACAGACUUUUCAGUUUUCACCGUCCCAAACAAAAGCCAGGAAAAAGAUGGCAGCUCAGCUCACCGAAACGUAUGCAUGCGUACCCUCAACAGAAAGGGGUCGGGGCAUCCUAAUAUCGGGUGACCCGAAAUCCAAUUCCAUCCUUUACACAAACGGGCGAUCCGUUAUUAUCCGGUACCUUGACCGCCCGCUUGAAGUCGCCGUUUAUGUCGAGCACGCUUAUCCGGCUACCGUCGCCCGGUACUCUCCCAAUGGCGAAUGGAUCGCCUCUGCUGAUGUUUCGGGUGUGGUUCGGAUCUGGGGGACCCAUAACGACUUCGUUCUUAGAAAUGAGUUCCGGGUUCUUUCGGGUCGGAUUGAUGAUCUUCAAUGGUCACCUGAUGGGUUAAGGAUCGUUGCCUCUGGCGAAGGCAAAGGAAAAUCUUUUGUUCGAGCUUUUAUGUGGGAUUCUGGAACUAAUGUUGGAGAAUUUGAUGGUCAUUCAAGGAGGGUUUUGAGUUGUGAUUUUAAGCCAACAAGACCAUUCCGCAUUGCAACCUGUGGAGAGGACUUCUUGGUGAACUUUUAUGAAGGACCACCAUUUAAAUUCAAGCUAUCGCACAGGGAUCAUUCAAAUUUUGUCAACUGUAUAAGGUUUUCUCCAGAUGGCAGCAAAUUAAUUAGUGUCAGCUCUGACAAGAAGGGCAUACUCUACGAUGCCAAAACUGGGGACAUUUUAGGAGAGCUGUCAUCUGAGGAUGGUCAUAAAGGUAGUAUAUAUGCUGUAAGCUGGAGUCCUGAUAGUAAGCAGGUACUAACUGUGUCUGCUGACAAGACUGCCAAAGUAUGGGAGAUUUCUGAUGGUGGUAAUGGCAAGGUGAAGACUACGUUGACUUCUCCUGGAUCUGGUGGAGUUGAGGACAUGCUAGUUGGAUGUCUAUGGCAGAAUGAUCAUAUUGUCACUGUUUCUCUUGGGGGGACCAUUUCUCUGUUCUCAGCUAGUGAUCUUGAUAAAACUCCAGUCUCAUUUUCUGGACACAUGAAGAAUGUCAAUUCAUUAGCUGUGGUUAAGAACAACAAAAUCAUAUUGUCUAGCAGCUAUGAUGGUUUAAUAGUUAAAUGGGUUCAAGGCAUUGGAUAUUGUGGUAAAUUAGAGAGGAAAGUGAAUGCUCAGAUAAAAUGUUUUGCAGCAGUUGAAGAACAAAUUGUUACAUCAUCAUUUGACAACAAGAUUUGGAGAGUUCCUUUACUCGAAGAUCAGUGCGGAGAUGGAGAUUGUAUUGAUGUUGGCAGUCAACCGAAGGACUUGAGCAUUGCCCAUCUAUCUCCUGAAGUGGCCUUGGUCUCAAUUGAUACAGGAGUAGUCCUCCUUCAUGGUAUGCAGGUGGUGUCAACUGUUAAUCUUGGGUUUCCUGUAACAGCCUGUGCAAUAUCACCUGAUGGUACUGAAGCCAUUGUGGGUGGUCAAGAUGGUAAGCUGCACUUGUAUUCUGUAAAUGGCGAUAGUCUUGCAGAAGAGGCUGUUCUUGAAAAGCAUCGGGGGGCUAUUACUGUCAUUCGUUACUCUCCAGAUGUUUCCAUGUUUGCUUCAGCUGAUGUUAAUCGAGAAGCUGUUGUGUGGGAUCGUGCUUCCCGUGAGGUAAAGCUUAAGAAUAUGUUGUAUCACACUGCCCGUAUAAACUGCUUGGCAUGGUCCCCUGAUAGCAGCGUGGUUGCUACUGGAUCACUUGAUACCUGUGUUAUUGUAUAUGAUAUAAACAAGCCAGCAUCGAGCAGGAUAACCAUAAAGGGAGCUCAUUUGGGUGGUGUGUAUGGAUUAGCAUUCACAGAUGAACGGACUGUGGUUAGUUCUGGAGAGGAUGCAUGUGUUCGCAUGUGGAGGAUAACUCCACAGUAAUCGACAUAGUUUAGAAGUUAUACAGAUGCCAAAGUAGCAGACGGUGUUCAGUGUGCCGCUUUCUAUUUUCCUUCUGGGUUUUCUCUAGAUGCUUGGCUCUGUGGUCAAAGAAAAUUGAAAUUGGAAAUCCAACUGGGCCGAAGGUUUGAUAUAGCAUGCUACUUCAGUUGUUUCAUGCUCUAUUAACAGCCUUUAUAGUGAUACAAUUGUUUGCUUGAGGUGUGCCACGUUUGCUGCAUGAAGAUGGGGAAGAUUUCGGUACCAUUUGAAAUCAAUCUCGCAGGUGAAGAUUUUGGACACAGACAGAAAAAUUGCUGAGUUAAUGGCUUGCAGAGAUGUUAGAGGUGCAGCACUAAAACCAGUUGCAUGAUACCUUCGAUGAAAUGGACUUCAGGUUGAACAAUGUAGAACCUCUGGUGAUGCAAGGAUUUGUAUUUCUUCAUUUGCUUUUGCAUUUCCUUGGGAGCUGCCUCUCAAAAUCUCUAGGAUUUUGAAUUCAAGUUUUCUGGCGUGAUUUUGCUUCUUUCGGUCAAUUUGUAACUAGUUUCUGGAAAAUUGUUGGUAGCGUAAUCAAGUAUGAUCAUAGAGUCGUUGCUUAAUGCUCAAGUGGAUUUCUGGUGCUCCUCGUAUCUGAGGCGGUCUUGUGUAGUUAUGGUUUCUCUUUGGUUUCUUGAAAUUUUGAUUGAAACUUGCCGAUAA
Molecule: messenger RNA, 2590 nt
Organism: Coffea eugenioides
Lineage: Eukaryota; Viridiplantae; Streptophyta; Magnoliopsida; Gentianales; Rubiaceae
Product: actin-interacting protein 1-2
Exons: 6
Coding region: 62-1891 (609 amino acids)
Biological process (GO): actin filament depolymerization; positive regulation of actin filament depolymerization
Cellular component (GO): cortical actin cytoskeleton
Molecular function (GO): actin filament binding
Source: RefSeq, a predicted model, not a curated record